Rhea pennata is the source of this 2812-nucleotide messenger RNA. RefSeq names its product F-box protein 7 (gene FBXO7). NCBI's taxonomy places the organism in Eukaryota, Metazoa, Chordata, Aves, Rheiformes, Rheidae. Gene Ontology annotation, molecular function: protein kinase binding. The transcript has 9 exons. The record is from RefSeq and is a predicted model, not a curated record. Bases 112 to 1701 code for a protein of 529 amino acids. Gene Ontology annotation, biological process: positive regulation of autophagy of mitochondrion.
AAAACAACGACACGCCCCGGCAGCCCUUGCGCCCGCUCCCUGUCGCCGCCACUGCCGCCCCGCGGGCCAGCUCGGAGCGCCAGGCGGGCGCGGAGAACCGCCGCUGCCGCCAUGAAGCUUCGCGUCCGCCUACAGAAGCGGACGGCGCCGCUGGAGGUGCAGGGGGCGGAGCCGACGCUGGGGGAGCUGCGCGCGCAGCUGCGCCAGGCCCUGCUGCCCGCCUGGGGGUACAGUAUUGACACACAGUUCUUGAUAACCCUGAACAGCAAGGAUGCCCUCACAGAAGACCAGAAGACCUUGGCUUCAUAUGGGAUUGUUUCUGGUGAUUUGAUAUGUUUAUUACUAGAAGAAGCAGAUGCAAAACCUAGCCUACCUCCUCCCUCAUCUUCUACUCCUCCCCCACUCCAGAAUGGUCAUGAACCGUCCACCUUGAUCCCCAACAAAAGUCAGGCCAGCAGACCAAAAGAAGAAAGGCAGAAUGGGGUACCUGACAACCAGAAAGUUCAGGCAGAUGUUCAGAAGAGUGAUGACAUGGCAAGAUCCAGCCUAGAAUUUGCUUCUGAUUUAGUCCCAGAGGAUGUUGAUUUGGAGGAAAGUACAGGUUCCUAUCCCUCUGAGCCAAUGCUGUGCAGUGAAGCUGCUGAUGGUGAAAUACCGCAUUCCCUGGAAAUGCUCUACCUUUCUGCUGAAUGUUCUAGUGCCACUGAUGCCUUGAUUGUUCUAAUACAUCUUCUCAUGAUGGAAACAGGCUAUGUACCUCAGGGGACAGAAGCCAAGGCAGUGUCUAUGCCAGAGAAAUGGAGAGGGAAUGGUGUUUAUAAACUACAGUACACACAUCCCCUUUGUGAAGAAGGUACUGCUGGUCUGACCUGUGUGCCUUUGGGAGAUCUUGUUGCCAUUAAUGGAACUCUAAAAAUCAACAAAGAGAUUAAAGGUGUGAAGAGAAUACAGCUAUUGCCAGCAUCUUUUGUUUGCUUUCAGGAACCAGAAAAGGUUGCAGGUGUUUAUAAAGACCUUCAGAAGUUAUCUCGUCUCUUUAAAGACCAACUGGUAUACUCUCUUCUGGCUGCUACCCGACAAGCUCUGAACUUGCCAGACGUGUUUGGGUUAGUGGUCCUUCCUCUUGAGCUGAAGCUUCGGAUUUUCAGACUUCUGGAUGUUCGUUCAGUCAUCUCUCUUUCUGCUGUUUGCCGUGACCUUUACACAGCUUCAAAUGACCAACUUCUGUGGAGGUUUAUAUAUCUGCGAGAUUUUCGAGAUCCUAUUGCAAGGCCUCGUGACACAGACUGGAAAGAACUGUACAAGAAAAAAUUGAAACAGAAGAAGGACGCCUUAAGAUGGAGGCAUACGAUGUUUCUGCCCCCUACACCUCAUCCGAUCCCCUUUCAUCCCAACCCAUUCUAUCCUAAUCCCUUUCCUCCCAACCCCUUUCCAUCAAAUCCAAUUUAUCCUCCAAUGAUCAUUGGUGGAGAAUAUGAUGAGAGACCAACACUUCCAUAUGCUGGAGACCCAAUUAACUCUCUCAUUCCUGGCCCAGGGGAAGCACCAGGCCAAUUUCCUCCAUUCAGACCACAUUUUGACCCAAUUAGCUCCUUGCCUGGAGCAAACCCUACACUUCCAGGACGAGCUGGUCCCAGUGACAGGUUUCCACCCAGACCCAGCCGGGGCCGCCCCAUGGACAUUCGCCGUGCGUUCAUUUGACUGCUGUUUUCUUCCUAAGUGAGUUUUCUGGUUUCUGAGCUUGCUUUCUAACUGCAGGAGAUUGCAAAAUGCAGGCACUAACAUCUGCCUUCUCUUCAGAUUGUGGCAAGAAUGUGUGUGCAUGGUUAUGUCUCACCCACAAAGGCUGGAUUUGUUUAUGCUCUAGUGGUACUGCACCAUCUAGGACUAAGGUCUGUUUGGUAAAGAGCUGUGACUUAGAACAGUUUGUGCUGUUUUUUUCCCUUCUCUCUAAUCAUCUGUGAAGUGCUACUUAGAGACCAGAAGGCUACUGGCCUAACACUUGCUGCAUCAGAUAAAGAGCACUUUAAAUACAAAUCUUUUAUUCGUCUGUCUUAUUUCAAGAAUUUUAUUAACUGGCUAGUGCAAAUGACUUUGUUUCAACUCUACCUGGCUAACAGUCUUAACAAAAAAACUUAUGUUCUACAUAGAAUAUGAUUCUACCACUGUUACAUCGGUAGAUAUGAGUUCAUAACAUUUUUUCAAAGAUGACACUUUCUUUUCCCUUUUAUUUUUUACUAGGUAAAAAGCAUUUUUGUUGAUACUUAAUACACAAAGAAUACAAGGAAGGGAUAUUCUUUACAAUGGAAAUAUUAGAGCACGAACCAGUUCAUUUUACAAACAACUGAGUAAACUCAUGCUACAGUGCAACUCAAAAAUCUGAACAGAAGCAAUAUUACAAAGAACCAGCAGCAAAACGUUUGUGUUUCUCCUUGUUUGGACAGAUUGACUUUGGAAAGAAGGAGUUGUAAUACAUAGCUGCAUUUUCUGUGUAUGAACUAAAGCUAGUGCAAAAAUAAAUCUUUCUGCCUAGCUUGCUUAAUGCAGUAAAUAGGCUGAAGUGGUUGAAGUGGAAGCAGGGUUACAGCAGGGAAAGCAGAAUGGGUUCUUCACAGCAGUAAAUUGCAUUUAAUUCCAUUACUGCAGUAUCAAAAUAUAUUGCCAGAGAGAAACAUGUCUUAGCAUGUUAUCAGCACCUUGCAAAUGUUUUCUUAGUAGCUAAUGGACAACUAACAAGACCAUUGUUAAAUGUUCUAAUGAGAUCUGCAGUCCAAUGCUGAAACUGAAUUAAAGGAAAACUGGAAUGAUUAAA